Zychaea mexicana is the source of this 948-nucleotide messenger RNA. Its product is annotated as transmembrane protein 223-domain-containing protein. The coding region runs from base 134 to 826 and encodes 230 amino acids. The record is from RefSeq and is a predicted model, not a curated record. The transcript has 5 exons. Gene Ontology annotation, cellular component: mitochondrion. Lineage: Eukaryota; Fungi; Mucoromycota; Mucoromycetes; Mucorales; Lichtheimiaceae.
GUUAAGGUCGCUAUUAGCAAGACCCCACUUUCUCCAAGGUUCUUAAUUUCUAUAUUUCUUUGAAUGUUAAGUUGUGUUUUGUGGAGCGAUUCUUGUCGGUGUAGCCCAUGAAAACGUGACGUUGUUUGUUGACAUGAAGUGUACCCUACCUAUCAUUUUAGUAUCGUCGCAUUCGAUUGUUCGGCAAUGUAGUUCGCGCUUUGCUUCCUCUCAAACGGCAUUUGAUCGCAAGUCGAUUCAAUAUGCUGGCAAGCAUAUUAAGCAAGCACUCCAAGGCCGAGACGUAGUAUUCUACCAAGCACCUGACGGUGUUAAACGCAUGUUUAUGUUUAUGUAUAUUUCGGCUGGUGUUCAGCUCUUAUUCUGGGGAAAUCUCGCUAGUUUGGCGUAUGUCAGCUAUAGUAAAAAAGAAAGCAACGCCGAAGACGCCCCCAUUGUCUUGGCACCGAAAGGACAGCGUAUGGCCAUUGCGGGUGGACUGGUCUCCAUUGGCGUUGGCAUAGCUACCUUCAUGUGCAUUUAUCCUUGGAGAUAUAUUGAUAAACUCAUUCUCCUCCGAGGUGCAAACAGGGUAAGGCUGGUCACGCAUGCACGCUUUAUGGACUCUCACAAGUAUAAAGAGUAUCCUAUCGACCAACUUUACUGCAAACAAAAGGUCUUUACGGGUUUAGGCACUAAGGGUGUCGAUCCGUUGGGUAAGACUAAUUCAUCGCACAUAUUUUUGCGUGCGCAGGGCGAACGCAUUGCAUACAUGUUGGAUCGAAAAGGCAAAUUCACAGACGUUAAGCUGUUUGACGGUUUAUGGUAUAACCCCUCAGCACGAUAAAAAUGGAAGAGAUGUGUUUUUCAAGAUGCACUGAUUGUGUGUUUUAUUUUAUACAAAUGGUGAAGAUACGAUAUAUAAAAGCUAAAAAGGAAGAGAGAAGGGGGAAGCUACUCCAUAUAUAU